This is a messenger RNA of Amborella trichopoda, 5545 nucleotides long. The record is from RefSeq and is a predicted model, not a curated record. NCBI's taxonomy places the organism in Eukaryota, Viridiplantae, Streptophyta, Magnoliopsida, Amborellales, Amborellaceae.
CCCUUGACGUCAUCCCGAACUUGGCAACCAGUGCUUCCCAUUUCUCUCUCUCUCUAAUUUCAUGGAUUUAAAGGUACGGAAUCGAAGCCCAUAGCCAAGGGCUCAGCAGAUGGAGCAACCCAUCACUCAUUUGGCGAACGCGCCAUGCUCUGAGAUCUCACCAGAAGAAUGCCUCGACCCUGUACACAACCUGUAGCUGAAGCUGCAAACCAGGGUAACGCCUUCUUUGUUCACGACCUUUUUGCGAGGCUCAAAAUUGGCGGCUGAGAGGGGGAGAGAGAUUGUCUUAGAAUCAGUUCUUCACAAGAUGAGGACUCCUGUAACUUAUCACAAUGUCAGUAGAAUGACAGAUUACAGAAAAGAUGCACACCCCUCAGUUUACUGAAAGCAAUUCAAAUCCCCUGAAGAAUUUUUAGCGGUGGAGAAAUCUCAAGAUUGUAGUUAUUGGUGCUUGCCUGGAGUUCCUGAUACAUGGAAUGAGUUGCUCUAUGUUUCCCUUUUAAUGGAAGGUUGAGCUUUUGGGAUUCUCUACCGAAGAAAGGGAGAAACCACGGUUGGACCUAAGCCGAUCCUUGAUAAACAGGGGAACUUUGAGAGAGAGAUGGGUGCUUGAAAUGGGAUUGGAUUGGACUUUUUGUUAUCAUCAAUGUGCAAACAACAAUUGGUGCGAAAGCUCUCUGCAACUUUCCCUCUCUUCAGAGUAUACCACCAUUUUUUCAACUUCAGCCCACCAUCAAAGCUCUUCCUAGUAUACAGUUCACCUUCAUACCCAUCUACUCAAACGAUCAUUUCAGUUCACUUUCAGUGGCUGGAUUCAAGGUCAUUGUGUUCUUCUCGGAACAAAAGAAACCAUCUCCCCCAAAACCCAGUUUCUUCCUCUUCUUAUCAGAGAAGAAGUACCCAUAUUCCAAAAAGCCCAAAUUCUUCUUCACCGCAGAAUAAACAAACCCAUAUCACAAACAACCCAAUUUUUUACAGAGUUCAUGGAAGAACCCAUCUCCCUGAAAACCGAAAUUCUUACAGUGGCCAUGAAAGAAGAAGCACUGAACAUUACUAUACACAACUCAUGGAGUUGGUCAAAUGUGUGGAGGUUGGAGUCAUGGAAGAGAAACUGAAUCAUAUGAACCUUAAACUAUCAAACAAGGUGGUUACUGAUAUUCUACGCUCCACACCAAACCGUGGAGCGCUGAUGUUUUUCAAUUGGGCAAAAACUCGCCCAGGUUUUAACCCGAAUUCCACAAAUUACAAUCUGGCUAUUAGUAUUUCAGGCUUGCUAGAAAACUUUGAACUCAUGCUUUUGCUCAUGGAGGGGCUAUCUUCCAAAGGGCAUUGCCUGACUGUAACUGCCUUUUCUUUUCUCUCUCGUAGCCCUUCAAUUCAAAAUUCAGUUAAGGAGAUUCUUAGUAUAAUUCGAAGAGUUGGGGGACCUUGCCUAAAGUCUGGUGUAUACUAUCUGAUCUCUUCGCUCUGUGAUUUGAAUUGCUUCGAACUGGCUAUUCUUGUCAUGGAAGAAAUGGGGAAAAAGACCUCUUAUUACAAUGUGUUGAUUGCUGCGAAAUGCAGAAAUGGAGAAUUUGAAGAAGCAAAAGUUGCUCUAGAUGAAAUGAAGGGACUUCACUAUGGCAUAAAUACCGGUUCCUUUAAUUACUUGCUGGGCAGUCUCUGUAAGAAGGGAAGGGUUGCUGAAGCUUGCCAGUUGCUUGAGGCUAUGGAGGAUUUGGGUUGUUAUCCCGAUGAAAUAACUUUUGAAGUCAUGGCUUAUCAUGCUUGUCGAAUGGGUAAAAUGGAUUCGGCUCUUGAGUUUCUUAAUAAAAUGAUUUUAGAGGGACUCAAGCCUCGGUUUACUACUUAUGCGGCUUUCAUCAAAGGUUACUUCUUUGUUGGGGAGGUCCAAAAUGCUCACAAAUUUGUGCUUGAAAUGAGUGAGAAGGAUAAUUGCUCAGCCAACAUGAAUUAUAGUUUGCUUAGUAGUCUUCUUCGAAAAUCAGGAAAGAUAGUUGAAGCACAUGCUAUUCUAGUGGAAAUGAUUGACAAGGGGCUUAAACCCAACUUCCCAGUUUUCAUAAAAGUGGUGAAGGAUCUCUCUCAUGCUGGAUUCAGAGAAAUGGGAUUGGAUUUGAAAUGCCGGUUCUCAAAAUUUACAGGUGUUUCAGGUGUUGAUGAUGUGUAGCAUUGAGUUAAAAGAGUUUGCGACACACAGAAAAUCUUGUUCUCAUGUUUCAAUAUUGUUGGGGUCCUUAUUGGACUUCGAAUGUGAAGCUCUGUUGACUCUGAUAGCUGAAGUGGGAAACAUGACUAUUAAUUCAUCAGUCUUCAGUCAUGAGGCGGCAAUCAAUUUUCUUUUGUUUUUUAAUUAUUCAUGGGUGGCAAAUUAAGAUUGGGAAGACACAAACUUUGCCAAUGAACAUUUUUCUCGAGUCUUGGAACAGAGACUGUUGAACUUUUGAGUAGUACUACAGUUGCAUGAUAGCAUUGGAUUGUGGCUUUAUAAUGAUGUUCACUUUUCAAAGGUUUGAAGCAUGGUGGAAGUUGGAAGUUGGGUUCGGUACCUGGUACAGAUGACUGUUAACUCCUAAAUUGAGAAUCUUUUAUAGCUUAUUUGCCUGUUAUACUAUCAGAAAGCCAACUUUGGGAUGACAUCUGAGAGGAGGGGAGGAACUAAUCUCGCCACGUAUGUGUAAAGGCACUCAAGUGUUUGUCCACCGGUCAUGCCUCAAUUAUUGGCGCUCAGCUAUUUCUUUGAUGGGUGGUCUUGCUUAUUUGAUGGAUACAAAUGGUGAAUUCAGGAAUUCUUUCAGCGAUGGGUGGGACCAUAUAUUGUCGAAGCAUCCAAUACCAUUCUACUACUGUUUUGAGGAUAUGCAGAAACAUUAACACAUUCUCACCAAGAGGGAGCUCACAAAGGCAAGAAUCCCAUUCCUCCCUUGAUUUCUCUCCAAUUUUCUUACCCUGUUUUCUUUCAUCCGUUUUCUUUUAUCGGAGAGGAAUCUGUAAGCACAAUGGAGAUGGUAUAUAGUGUACUUUCAAAGGGGAAUCCACUGUCAAUGACAGUGGAGUGGAGACUAACUAUUCCUUAAUGAAUGUCCCAACGGGGACUUUCCACGGUUUAUCUCCAUUGUCCAUCGUCAGGAAUGGAUGCAUGGUGGCUUUGGGACUACUGUAUUGCCUGCUCUAUUGGAUUAUAGUAUCUCUUUUUACGAGAUGUCAUCAUCAUAGACCAUAUUUUUAUUUUGUUAUCACUAAAAUAAAUAAAAUAAAUAAAUAAAUAAAUAAAUAAUCCCAUAUAUAUGUUGUUGAAGAUCUUCAGGGGUGCUAAACACCUUCAAAACUGGACCAUGAACAUGAACAACAGCUGAAGCAGCUCAUGUUUUUGUAGAUAUGGACUGCAUGUUUGUCAGUCCCAAGCUCAGGUUAUCCGUGAUUGUUAAUUGGAAAAGGUGAUAGUUUGUUUGUGCUUUGGCUUCUUGGUGGAUUGAAAGAAUCAUAUCUAUUGGGUAAGUAUGUUGCGGCGCUGGCCUUUCCGAAAUGAUGGCAAACAUAUAAUAUCCAUUUGAAGUCGGUGUCAAGUGUGUUAUGAUGUAGUCACUUAGAAAUCACUAGCCAUGCGUACUUUUCAUCUCCUGAGCUGGCUUACCCAUCUGGUGAUCAGUCUGUUUUGGGGAGUCAAAUGUAAGCCCAUCCAAGCAAUUGAAAGGGGUUAGAUGCACCAUAUUAGUUAGAACUCCCUUUUGCUGAGAAUACUGAAUGGAAAAGGAUUCUUAACAUUUCCUAUUAUUUAUAAUAAUCCAAGUUAAAAACCUAUCUAGAUGAUCGCCUGUUCAUAAUUUUUGGCCUUUUAAUGCAUCUGGCUCCUUUCCUUCAGUGUCUAUCAUGUUGAAAUUUUCAUAAAUAUCUUAUAGUUUUCUUUAAAAAUAUCUCGGAUUUUCAUAUUGUUUUGCUCAUGGCCUUUUUUUCUUCCAUGAUUACUUAAUUUUUCCAUGUUUGGAAACUCAAAUUUCAAAACUUGCUCGUUGUCUUCGAAGUGACACGAGUUUGGAACUUUAAGAUCCAUACCAGGUCUUUUGUAUUCGUAUAUUGGAACUUCAAAGUUCACGAAUGGGUUUUUUUCUUUAUUGCGAAAGAUUGGUGCGGAACUUCAAGUCCGGACAGGUCACUUCAAUUCCGAACCAAGUCGAUGAAUCGGUUUGGAACUUUCCAAACGCCAUACCCCUUCUCUAUAGACUGCUUGGAGAGAAGGAAGAAUAAUGUGUUCCCUCAGGGGCACAUUGUAAACAUUGUCCCAAAAAAGAUUUUAUUAGAGUGAUAAACUAACUUUUAUUUAUUUAUUUAUUUUUUCUUUUUUAAUAAUUUUUUAUUAUGUACAGGGCUUUAAAAAACCACGAGUCGACCCAGAAUCGUCCGGGUCAACACAAAAAUCAACCAUCCCGUGUCAGUUCCUAUGGAAUACCGGAAAUUGGGUGUCUAGAGAGGAAUCGCCGGUUCUCAGCGAUAUGCUACAGUGAAUCGGGCGAGUGGACACGACACAGCUACCUACAUGUGGCCGUCGAUAUCCAAUAUCGCUGCUACAAUGAAUCGGGAGAUAUGCUACAGUGAAUCAGGUGAGUGGACACGACACAACUACCUACAUGUGGCCGCUGCGAUAUCCAAUAUCGAUGCUACAAUGAAUCAGGCGAGUGGACAUGUGGCCAUCGAUAUCCAAUAUCGAUUCUGGGUCGACAUAGAAAUCGACCACCCUGUGUCAGUUCCUAUGGAAUACCGGAAAUCGGGCGUGUCUAGAGAGGAAUCGCCGAUUCUCAGCGAUAUGCUACAGUGAAUAGGGCGAGAAUCAGGUGAGUGGACACGACACAACAACCUACACGUGGCCGUCGAUAUCCAAUAUCGAUGCUACAGUGAAUCAGGCGAUAUGCUAUAGUGAAUCGGGCGAGUGGACUCGACACAGAAUUGGGCUAGGGGACACGAGAUAGCUACCUACAUGUGGCCGCUUAUCGAUGCUACAGUGAAUCGGGCGAGUGGACACGACAUAGCUACCUACAUGUGGCCGUCGUGAUAUCCAAUAUCGAUGCUAUAGUGAAUCAGGCGAGUGGACGCCGAUAUCUAAUAUCGUUGCUACAGUGAAUCGCGCGAGUGGACACGACAUAGCUACCUACACGUGGCCGCUGUGAUAUCCAAUAUCGAUGCUAUAGUGAAUCAGGCGAGUGGACACGACACAACUACCUACAUGUGGCCGCCGAUAUCCAAUAUCGAUAAAUAUAUGCUGCCUGACAGCAGCCACACAUGGCAACCUCAAACCCGUUGACGUGGCACCUCACCUCAAACGUCAUAUGGGAAGCCCCCGUGCUUUUACGCGUGCAUCAAGAGUCCUUAUCACACAGCUAUUUAUAGAGAGAAAUGUUACACUCGUCCUUCGAUGUUGGAUUAAUAUAACGUUGAGAGUUGCGACAGUAAUAUAAUGUAUAUAUUUAUUAUAGAAAUAAAAGACCCAUUCAGUGAUAUGGUGCAGUUGGUUAUCAUUAUCGAUUUUAGCUUAAGCGUCCCAAGUUUGAAC